Molecule: messenger RNA, 3158 nt
Organism: Cygnus atratus (black swan)
Lineage: Eukaryota; Metazoa; Chordata; Aves; Anseriformes; Anatidae
Gene: DNAH14
Product: dynein axonemal heavy chain 14
Exons: 6
Coding region: 172-1044 (290 amino acids)
Source: RefSeq, a predicted model, not a curated record
GUAAGAAACUGGUGUUGCUGACUCUCCUAUGUCCUUAUUUUAUAUUUUAACUUCACACAUUUAUUUUCUUUUUAUUUUAAUAAAGUCAAUAUAGUUGCAUGUAUAUUUCAGAGCUUACUAGCUUAUCUUUGAUACAAAUUAUAUUUUAGCUGAUUUUUCUAUACUGCCUGUAUGACUGAAUCUUCAGAUUUUUUCCUACAAUUGGUUGAUUUUAGACACCCAAGAAAACAUAAAGAAGAAAGAGAAUUAUCUGCUUGUCAGCCUACGAUAGUAUCUGAGCAUGAGACAAUGAAGCUAAAGAGGAAUAUAAUGAAAGUGGCAUCCUUAAUGUCAAAGAAUGAGAAUUUGAAAACGAUACUUCCCACAAGUUCCGUUUGCAAGGCAGUUCAGCAAGUCUCUGGCACAUCACCUUCUUCAGCUGCAUAUGAUAGUAGUAGAAGGACUGAAAUGCAAAUGUCUGUGUUUGAACGGAGUUGUCAUAAAAAUAUUUGUGAGCAACCAAAAGCUGAAAGAUCUCCUAAACAGCCCAUGAAAGCAAAACUUCAUUCAUAUGAUAAAACAGAACCAAUUGAUGAUGUUAUAAUGCAUAUUUUGAGGCUUCGAGGCAAACUUGGCUGGCAAACGGUGUUACCGUCGUGUGAAUGUUUAGCUAGAGAGGCUGAUAUGGCCAGACUUCAGAAAUCCGCACUUACGAGACCUUUAUUGCUAAAAGAUAGUGGGGAAUAUAUAUAUUGUCUUCAAAGAAACAAGAACAAUCUUAAAGUUCCCUACAACCCAUAUGAUUUACAGGCUGUCUCUACAAAUACAGCUAUGCACAACAAAGAAUAUUGGACUAUUACAGCUUCAUUUGUGUCUAAGUUUCCUGCAAACCAGAAAUUAGGAGAAAUGGAAGCAACACCAGUACCACAAUGGCUGCAUGAAAGACAUCUGUAUUACAGGUUACUUAACUUGAAUUUGUUUUCCAAUUUCAGAAUGAAGAAAUUCUUUCUGCUCUGGAAAAUCAACGCGAGAAGAAGUAAGACAAACAAGAGCAAGUCAGUUUGAAUGUAGGUUUUACAUGUGAAAAGAAUUAAAGAAUCUUCUGAUGUACACUUGUGGAGAAUAGUCAGACUUCUUAGUGUCGCUGAUAAACACCAGCCUUGGACGAAGGGGGGAGUUGAGCAGCUUGAUUUCACUUCUCUUGUACAAACUUUGUGGAUGGAGGUCCGCAAGCCUGAUGUGAAAGGUUGCCAAAGAAGGGAGUCAUUUAGUGUUAGCAUUAGUUAGAUGAAGUGAGAGAAAAGUUAGGAAAAAGAAGAGUGAGGGGAGAAAGAAGAAAUUGGAAAGCUAGAAGAGGCAGUCGAUGGGCUGUGGUCUUUCUUCUCCACCAAUACAGGGAUGCCUUCGUGAUAAGCUCUGCACCUUCACUUUUGGGUGAGGAAUACCUAGGAUAGCCUUUUGCUAGCACUAUUAUCAUUUAUUAGCGCUACUGCAGUAAGUGUAUUUAUCAAUGGCAACUCCAAAUCUGUUACAUCUGUUGCCUUAUCAUAUACUUUCAACUUUGUGAAACUGUCUCAGUGAAAGGCCUUAGCAGGGCUCUGAAACAGGCAAAUGUUUGACCACCCUUUAACAUGACAACACUUCAUCAACUUAUCCUAUUUUCCUUAAAUAUUUUAUGAAGCAACAAAGAAUAUUAUAAAAUGCUAGAUUACCUGUUGGUAACAGCAUCACAGACUUACUCUAAUAAUUUUUUAAUGAAACUUUUAUCUUGCUGUGAAGGAACCUAGAAUUUUAAUAUGGAAAAACCUGAGCUUUAAUGUGAUAUUUCUACAAGCACAGUAGGGUUCUCAUCCAUGAUAGGGAUUAUAGGGAUUUUCAACUACAGAUGGGAUGAAAAUAACAAUUUUUGUUUUUAUUUUUGUUUUUCUGUUGUGAAAUGAGAGUGGUUACACUGAAUCCAGGCUGAAUAUGGAGUGAAUAAUGGAAUUCAGUCUGUAUAUUAAAGUGAGUGAACAAAAUCCUGUCACAUUUCACCUUUUCUCAUUAAAGCGUUCCUUACUGAAAACACUUCUUUACUGUGAGGGUGACAAAGCACUGGAACAGGUUGCCCAGAAAGUCUGUGGAGUCUCCUUCUUUGGAGAUAUUAAAAACCUGCCUGGAUGCGAUCCUGUGCAACGUGCUCUAGGUGACCCUGCAUAAAUGAUCUCCAGAGGUCCCUUCCAAAAUAAACCAUUCUGUGAUUUUCUAAUUCUGCGAUACUGUGACACUGAUGUGUAAAUAAUAUUUGUAUUGUAUAGGGUUGAUGAUGAAAAAGACAUUAUUAACUUUUCACAAGAAAUUUGUUUUCCCCUUUUUAUGAAAAUGUAUCCUAUAGUCAGGAUUAUUCUUACAGAUCUUUAAUUAGCCCUUGUGUUAGAAGGAGAGUUCUAAGUGAUUAGCAUUGUGCUAAGAGCAUAUGGAUUAGGUCUUUCUCUUGUACCCAGGGGCAAGGACCUGUGAAAAGCUUAUGUCCAUUCUCUUCCAUUUGAACAGCCAAACAGAAAAGGCAUAGAUUGUCAAGUAGUUCUGUGUCAAAUUUUAAAGUUACUGAAACAUGAAAGGUAUUAAGAGUAAAUAGGGGGGUUAAAAGCAUAAAACCUGAAAGCUGUCGUUUAUGAAAUUAAUCAUUAAAACAAUAUAUGAUGAGUCAACUUCUGAAAAAAAAAUCAUUUUCUCUAUGCUUUGCAUUAGUCAGAGAUAAGUUUGUUAAUUUAUACAUUAAUGCUGACAUGUAACACUUUCCCUAAAAGAAGGAUUUUUGUGGGUAGCAAGUUCAUCAACAUUCAGUUCGUGCACUUUAAAUGAUCUAACAAUGGAAUAUUCUUAGUAUGUUUUUUUUUUUUCAAAAUCAGAUUUGUACAAUUCAAAUGAGAUGUCUUUUGAAACGUUUUUAUAUCCUGAAAUCAUACAACCUUAAGCAGUAACCUGUUUAUUACUUAGAAAGUGGUCAACGCUCUCGAAACUUAAGCAUAUGAGUAAAUUUGUGGUUGAGCUAGUCCCAUAAACAAAGAUGGUGAAAAAGUGUAGUCCCUACGGAGUCCAUAUAUUUGAUGUGUUGAAUUUUGGAUUUUGUUUUAUUCCUCUGUACAUUGCUGCUCACAUAAAGGUAUUGGUCCUUCAUAUAGGUAGCCUAGAGCAGG